UCCAGUAUGGCGGCCGGUCUCCUUAUAUUGUACGGCGUCUUGGUAAUACUACUUUUACUUUACUACUAUCUUAGUUCAAUCCACAACUUUUGGAAAGAUCGUGGUAUACCUGGACCACAGCCCACGCUCAUCUUUGGCAACCUUCGACCAGUAACAUUCGGAAAAAUGUCCUUCGGCGAGACCAUAAAACAAAUGUACAAUGAGUACAAACAUGUGCCAGUGUUUGGAAUUUUCGAAGGGAAUACACCAAUUUUGGUUGUUAACGAUUUGGACAUGAUUAAAGAUGUCCUCAUCAGGGACUUCUCACUUUUCGCUGAUCGAGGAAUGCCAAUGUUUCCCAAGGUGGAACCACUGGUCGAAAAUCUAAUCAAUUUAGAACCAGAAAGGUGGCGGCCAUUGAGGACAAAACUCUCGCCAGUAUUCACAUCUGGUAAGAUGAGAGACAUGUUUCACCUCAUGGUAGAAUGUGGACAGCACUUGGAAGAAUAUUUACAUAAAAUAGUGUCGAACGAUGAGCCCAUCGAAUGUGGCGAACUAGCUGCAAAAUUCACUACCGACGUAAUCGGUAGCUGUGUCUUUGGUAUUUCCAUGAAUUCACUCUCCGACGAGGACAGCAAGUUUCGUACGAUGGGCAGACAAGUGUUCGCCCCUUCUGUUCAGACAUUCAUGAGAGACAACUGCAGACAGUUGUUUCCCAGUUUGUACAAUCUAGUGGGUUAUAUAUUUCAGCCACAUUACAUUACGGACUUCUUUAAGAGUGUAGUUGUGGAUACGAUGAAUUACAGGGAAAAGAAUAAUAUAAUUAGACCUGACUUUAUUAACAUGCUUAUGGAACUCAAGAAGAACCCACAUUGCUUGGAAAAUAUUAAACUGACAGAUUCGUUACUCAGUGCGCAGGCGUUAGUCUUCUUUCUAGCUGGCUUUGAGACGUCCUCGACAACGAUGAGUCAUUCACUUUACGAGUUAGCAAUGAACAAUGAUAUACAGGAUAAAUUACGAAACGAAAUCAGAGAGAACUUUGCGCAACAUGGUGAAACUUUGACAUACGAACGGGUGAAACAGAUGAAGUACUUGGAUUGGGUGUUCCGAGAGACUCUGCGGAAGUACCCAAUCGUGCCAGUGCUGAUGAGAAAAGUAUGCGCAAAUUACACUUUUAAGGGAACAAAUAGUACUAUCCCAAAAGGUACGAAGAUAUGGAUACCAGUGUAUGGAAUUCAUCUGAACCCUGAAAUUUUUUCGAAACCUGAAGUGUUUGAUCCUGAAAGAUUCACCAAAGAUGCCGUUUCGGCCAGACAUCCGAUGAGUUAUUUAGCUUUCGGCGAAGGACCAAGAAAUUGUGUCGGAGCCCGUUUCGCAUUUUACCAGAGCAAAGUUGGACUUAUCUCGAUUCUUCGUAAGUACAGAGUCGAUGUUUGUGAAAAAACAACAAUUCCGUAUGAGUCUGCCAGUCACACGCAGCUGUUAACACUUAAAGGUGGAUUUGUAUUAAAAAUAACGAAAGUAGAAUAA
This is a messenger RNA of Dufourea novaeangliae, 1509 nucleotides long. RefSeq names its product probable cytochrome P450 6a13. Gene Ontology annotation, molecular function: oxidoreductase activity, acting on paired donors, with incorporation or reduction of molecular oxygen; iron ion binding; monooxygenase activity. NCBI's taxonomy places the organism in Eukaryota, Metazoa, Arthropoda, Insecta, Hymenoptera, Halictidae. The record is from RefSeq and is a predicted model, not a curated record. The coding region runs from base 7 to 1509 and encodes 500 amino acids. The transcript has 5 exons.